UACCGCGGGAGGCGGCGGCCAUCUUGGCGGCGCGCGGCGAUGAGCGGCUCGAGGGCGCGGGCGGCGGCGGGGCCCGAGAAACGGCCGCCGCCGGGGGCCGGGGGGGCGCUCGGCCGCUUGCGGGGGCGGCGCGGCUCUGGCGACGCGGCGACGCGGCCGCCGUGGACCGAGUCCGAGCUGCUGGCGCUGGACACCGUCCGCCCCGAGCACGUCCUGGGGCUGUGCCGGGUGACGGAGAAUUAUUUAUGCAAACCCGAGGACAACAUUUACAACAUUGACUUCACGAGAUUUAAGAUCCGGGAUCUUGAAACUGGAACGGUGCUGUUUGAAAUUGCAAAGCCAUCCGCUUCAGAACGAGAUGACGAGGAUGAAGAUGACAACAGUGAACUGGACACUAGUGCAGGCCGCUUUGUUCGUUACCAGUUCACCCCAGCAUUUCUCCGUCUUCGGACUGUUGGCGCAACAGUGGAAUUCACAGUGGGAGAAAAGCCAGUAUCAAACUUCCGAAUGAUUGAGAGACAUUACUUCCGAGAUCACUUGCUGAAGAACUUUGACUUUGAUUUUGGUUUCUGCAUCCCUAGUAGCAGGAACACAUGUGAACACAUUUAUGAAUUCCCUCAGCUCUCAGAAGACCUUAUCCGUCUGAUGGUUGAAAAUCCAUACGAGACCCGUUCAGACAGCUUUUACUUUGUGGAUAACAAGUUGAUUAUGCACAACAAGGCCGACUAUGCUUACAAUGGAGGACAAUAAUCAUUCUGUGUCCACCAGAUGCUGUGAUGCUGUUAACCAUUCCAGAUGUCCAGGAGUGGACUGGAGUUGCUGUCUCGUGCAACAAGGCUUCUUGCCAGACUUUUUCCUCUUCUGUGAGGCUGAAAACAUGAAGCAAAGACGACAGCUCAUGAAAGUAAAGGAGUCUCCCUGCAAAACUUCUCUACCCGACACUCAACAUAUCCUGCUUUCUGUUCUCUAUUUCUGGCUACCUGCUGGUCAUGGAUCUGAAGCACUGUUAGGAAUUUCUUGCUGUUAGAGUCUUUUUAGUUAGGUGCACCUUUAGUGUUUCUAAUGCUUCAUCUGUUGGGUGACUUCCUUCCUUCAAGAGGUCAGAUCCUUUGGGUAAGCUGUUUUUUAGCAGAAGAAGCAGAAGCCCUUCGAGUAGCCAGUGACACCUCAAGAGCAGAUCUCUUCUUCAGUUGGGUAGGUCUUCCCUUCAGCGCACAGUGGUUUAGUUUGUAGCCUGGCUUUUUAGGGUGCAUCUCAAUAUUUUCUAGUGGGAAAGAUAAAAUAAGAGACUAAUUCAGCUUCUAAGCAAUACAGGAGUCUUCUUUAGACUCCAGGGGCUUGAGCUGCCCCCAAGAACAGCUUAAUCUAUGUUUUACCAGAGAUUUCACUAGACAUAAAAGAUAGGGGAGGGAAAGGGGGCUUUAUCCAUCUGGGUUGGUCAAUGAGUCAGUCUGAUAGCAAUUCUGUUUGAGCUCUUACGAACAAGUUGUUGCAUUUUGGAGCUCGGGCCAACCUUAGAGCUGAAGUUAAUCUCACAAUAAUUACCAUUUCUCUUGCUUCCCUUUGUGUAGGAAUUUUUGGCUCUUGCUACAGAAUAUAUUGACAGCACAUUAUCUGUCUAACUGAAGGGGAGAUGUCAGUCUAGUAGGGCUUAGAGGAAAAAUGGGAGAAUGUGGAAAAAAUGCCUGAAAAAUGUGUAUGAGGCUAGGCUUCAAUCUCUCUGUACUUUUAAACCCAAAUGGUCUGUCAGAGGUGCUCUCACCCGUUCAUUUGCUUUGUUUCGAUUGAGGUAUUAGUAGCUAAAAGUUUCCCUGGUCAGUGUUACAGAGUGGGAUUUUUACAGAGUGAGAAUUUACAUGAUUCUCUUCUUAAUUGUUUGCAUUCCCAUCACUGCUUUGCCUACUUAGCUGUCUAUUUAUGGUUUCUGAAGUUCUGCUGAGUUAGUUACUACCAGACCAGAGGGUGUACGUCACAGCUGCAUUUGGGAUCUGACAAUAAGAAAGAACAUCAUGCAGUGGGAGGAGGAGACCCAUGUCUUCCCAGCAGCUAUGCUGGAGCCCAGCUUCUGACCAUACAAAAUCUCAGCUAACAAGACCCUUCUCUGCCUAUUUUGCUGGCUCUCGAGACUGGCACUUUUCCUUUCUGCAGCUGGGCUCGAUCAGUCCUGCCUCUUGUUGGUGAGUGUUAGCUCGUAUUUAGAGUAGAGACCUUUGCUACUAUUAGUUCCACUUGUUCUUGAGGCAGUUGAAACCUAACUCCUUGAUGGGUACAGCACCUGUACCUCUUGUGGUAUGUAAGAUUUGUCAUAGUUUAUGUUUUAUCAGGAUUAAGUUUAGUGGACGUCACAGUCUGGAGUCUGUUAAUGCAGAGGCAGCAGUAGGGAAACGCCUGCCUUUAUCUUGCAGAUUAAUGCUGUUAACUUUGGCAUAGAAGAUCAGCUGGCACCACGGUAAGCAGUUGAGAGUAUGUGAGGUGGCAGCCAUGAAAGAAUCUCCAGCUCUUUGGAAGAUAUUUAAUUACGACUAACCACAACAAAUGACCCGUUCUGGGUGGAGCAUUAAUCAUGAGCAACCACAACAGAUGUCUAGGGAAUGCAGAGGGAUGAUAUCUGUGUGGAUGAAAGACGAAGAAUGAUUCUACCAUCAGUUCCCUCCAGCAUCUCCAAAGGCACUUAGGCAAUCUCAUCUAGUUAUUUCAGAAUUAGUUUAAAGCUUGCAAGGUGGAGCUUGAGUUGCCUAUUGCAUCGAUUGUCUUCAGAAGGCCUUGUGCUGUGCCGGUGAGGUGGGAAACAUCUGUUCUGGUGCAAGAACAGAGUUGCUCGUGACAGGAUGGAAUUGUCUGGAAGUGUGUUUUUCAUCCUGAAAUGUUCCAAGAUGCUCAGGAUGGUGUCUGAAGAGCCUGGUAGUUAUUCCCUGGGAAAUUUUAGCAUACUGAGCUGAAUUUGUAUGUAGUAUAAAUCCAGGUGCCUUUAAAUGUUAAUUCUAUCUUAUUUUUUGUAUGAAGCAACCUCUUGCUUUUCUUACAAUUGGGGUGGUUCCCAUGUGUUUUCUAUGUCACUGUGUGAAGGUUCUUAAAAGGAAGAUGGACUGUUGCCAGGGCAAGCAGCAGAAUUUGCUGCACAGGCCAAUAUCACCUUGUAUGAGCUGUUGGUGUCGACAUGCAGCCCUGCAUGGUCAGGUAUUUGUAGGGCUGUGGGUGCCGUCUAGGCACUGCUCUGCAGAAAGCGACUGAGGUGGGAGAGCACUGCCAAAUUUAAAUGUAGCAUUGGAAUGCUUACAGAAAAGCGGAUUCCUGUCUUCCUACCUCUGCCACAAAUGAAGGAAAAAAGCUUUGAAGCAGGUGCUUUCCCAUUGGUUUCAGAUGUUUAGCAAUAAGAAAAGGAAAGCUGGAGGAAAAUAGGAAUGCUUGCAGGCAGCAGUAGCACAGCCCAGUUUCUAGCCAACCUUGUUUGCUUUGCCAAAUUAGAAAGUCUCUGCCCAAAAAGCAUGCUGCAGAAAAGAAGCCCCUACAGGAGAGCAACCCAGCACUGAAAAAGUCGUUUGUAAUCCAGAAAGUCAGGGAUUUCCAUACUCCUGUCCCCACAUCAGCCACUUUGCUGAGGUUCCUUUUCUCUUAGAUGCUUUCUAUAAAGUGUCUUCUCUUUGUGGCAAGAAUGAUGUCUUUGGUAAACAUGUUUUAAUGGAGUAUCUUCCUUCUGGAUUGUGUGCUGUGAUGCUUUAAUUAUGGUUCAAAAUUACUCAUGCCAGUGAGCUAGGACUAAAUUCCAGUGAGAUCUCAUCAGGUAGAUGGGCUGUCCUAGCCAGGUGCUGAACGCAAAGGAGAUGCUUUCUGUUUCGGUUGAAGUUUGACCAAGAGAAAAGGUAUCUGUGCAGACAGCUUCUUUCAGGUCAUGUACAGAGUUGGAAAGAGAAAGGAGUUUGGAUCGAACUGUGUUUUGCUAUAACAAAAAAAGGACCAAACCUACA
This is a messenger RNA of Cuculus canorus (common cuckoo), 3965 nucleotides long. RefSeq names its product unc-119 lipid binding chaperone B (gene UNC119B). Gene Ontology annotation, biological process: cilium assembly; lipoprotein transport; nervous system development. Gene Ontology annotation, cellular component: cilium. Lineage: Eukaryota; Metazoa; Chordata; Aves; Cuculiformes; Cuculidae. The transcript has 5 exons. The record is from RefSeq and is a predicted model, not a curated record. The coding region runs from base 40 to 750 and encodes 236 amino acids. Gene Ontology annotation, molecular function: lipid binding.